Aaosphaeria arxii CBS 175.79 is the source of this 945-nucleotide messenger RNA. RefSeq names its product Aldo/keto reductase. Lineage: Eukaryota; Fungi; Ascomycota; Dothideomycetes; Pleosporales. The transcript is spliced from 2 exons. The coding region runs from base 1 to 945 and encodes 314 amino acids. Gene Ontology annotation, molecular function: aldose reductase (NADPH) activity. Gene Ontology annotation, cellular component: cytosol. The record is from RefSeq and is a predicted model, not a curated record.
AUGGCUCACAAAGGCACCACGCACACUCUCAACACCGGAGCAAAGAUUCCCGCCCUUGGUUUCGGUACCUGGCAGGACAAAGAUGCUCAGCAUGAGGCCGUAUCAAUUGCCCUCAAGGCAGGCUACCGCCACAUCGACACCGCCCGCAUCUACGGCACAGAGCCGGCCGUAGGCAAGGCGAUCAAGGACUCCGGCAUCCCACGUGAUCAGAUCUUCAUCACCACCAAGCUGUGGAACAACUCCCACCACCCCGAUGACGUCGAGAAGGCCCUCGACGCCUCGCUGAAAGAUCUCGGCACCGACUAUGUUGACUUGUACCUCAUGCACUGGCCAUCGCCUUUCGCCCGUGGCGACGACAUGUUCCCCAAGGACGCGAACGACAAUGUCAAGCCCGGCGACACAGACUACGUCAGCACCUACAAAGCCAUGGAGAAAGCCCUGAAGUCCGGCAAGACGAAGGCGAUCGGAAUCUCCAACUUCAGUCGCGCAGAGCUUGAGCGCCUACUAAAGGAGACGGAUGUAGUCCCCGCAGCUCACCAGCUCGAGCUGCAUCCCUGGCUCCAGCAAAACGAGUUCACGCAGUUCCACAAGGAGAAGGGCAUCCACGUCACCCAGUACUCUCCCUUUGGCAACCAGAACGAAAUUUACGACUCCGGGAAGGGCAUUGGCAAGCUCAUGGACGACCCUGUUCUCGUCGAGAUUGGCAAGAAGCACGGUAAGACGGGCGCGCAGGUCGCGCUCGCGUGGGGCAUCGCAAAGGGACAUUCCGUGCUCCCCAAGUCGAAGACUGAGUCGAGGAUUAAGGCGAACUUGGAGGGCGAUUUCGAAUUGUCCGAAGAGGAGGUCAAGAAGAUCGAGAGCAUCGACAAGAAAUUGCGCUUCAAUGAUCCAAGUGCAAGGUUCUCUUGGGACUUCUACACCGACUUGGACGGCAAGAGGAAAUAA